This is a messenger RNA of Heterostelium album PN500, 645 nucleotides long. RefSeq lists its product as uncharacterized. NCBI's taxonomy places the organism in Eukaryota, Evosea, Eumycetozoa, Acytosteliales, Acytosteliaceae. The record is from RefSeq and is a predicted model, not a curated record. Bases 1 to 645 code for a protein of 214 amino acids. The transcript is spliced from 2 exons.
AUGGAAGACAUAAAGAUUUGUAAUAUUUCAACUUUUGUUAGAAUAUAUGUUUGGAACUCUUCUUUGAAUGGAGGUGAUGGUGUUGGACACGUUGCAUUAGAGACUAACAAUAUCUAUGCUAGUCUAUGGCCUGGUGAUGCUGUGCCAGAGACAAAGAGAGAGCAGCUGCUCAAGGUUAGAGCUCCUCAUUUAAUGAGAGACUAUAAUGAUGAUAGACUGGCAGAGGCUACAAGUGAUGGUUCACCUAGGAAUGCAGAGGUUGUAGUUACACUAUACAGUUUAGAUGCCUCGAAACUAGAGCACCGAUUCGAACACUACAAAAAGACAUUGAAAGGUUGGACAUUGGCGGCAGGUACAUUCUUUCGCAACGAUGAGAAGGCAGAGAGCUGUGCAAGUCUUGCAUUUAGAUUGCUAGAGUCAGCCGGUUUACGUGAUCUCGUAAAUGAAGUACAUCAUUCAUCAAUAACGGCAUCAUCGGCUGUCACACCAGAUCUCAUAGCAAGAUUAGUAGUACUCGCAAAGAAAGCAGAACUAUCAAAGUUCCCAGAAACCAGAGAUUUUAAACAUAUAAAUGACACAUUUAUCAAUCAAUCAACUGCGAAUGUUAAAUCAAAUUGUAUUAUUAUACCAACAAAUAAUAAAUAA